AUAAAGAGACGAAGAGUGGGUUUAGGGUUACAAAUUCACAAUUUCGCGUUACUUUACUUUCCUUUCUUUCUUUCUUCUUCUUCUCCCAUUUUCAAAUUCACUCAGAGAUCCAAAUCCCCAAGCUUGAGCUAUGGUUGACGAAGCAGCAGCAGCAGCAUCAGCAUCUGAAGCUUCGGUCACGGAAGUCGCGCAAACCCUAGAACCAAACCAAGCCUCGAUCGAAGCCACCGUCGAAUCCGCCGCUCAAGGAGGCACUGAAUCGACUUGCAACAACAACAACGCGUCGGCGGAGAGCGCUGUGACAGAUGCCGUAUUAUCCGAAGAGGAGCGUGAGAAGACGCUCGAGUUCGCCGAUGAACUCGCUGAGAAAGGCUCUGUGUUUUUAAAAGAGAUGGAUUUCGCCGAAGCUGUCGAUUGCUUCAGCCGUGCCCUAGAGAUCAGGGUUGGGCACUAUGGUGAGCUUGCUGCUGAGUGUGUAAACGCUUACUACAAGUAUGGAUCAGCUCUGCUGGAGAAGGCUCAGGCUGAAGCGGAUCCACUUGGUAACAUGCCAAAGAAAGAAGGUGAAACUCAGCAGCAGGAGUCUAGCGAUGAUAAGAACACUGCAAACGGUGAUUCUGUUGUGUCGAGUGAUCCGGAGAGACAGGGGAGUUCAAGUGGUGCCCAAGAAGGUUCUGGUGUUCAAGAGCAAGGAGAGGAUGGUGAAGAUAGUCAACAAGAGGAUGACCUAUCUGAUACUGAUGCCGAUGAAGAUGAGUCUGAUUUGGAUAUGGCCUGGAAAAUGCUUGACAUAGCACGGGCUAUUACUGACAAACAGUCAACUGAUACAAUGGAGAAAGUGGAUAUUCUCUGCACCCUUGCUGAAAUCUCACUAGAGAGAGAGGACAUCGAGACUUCCCUGAGUGACUACAAGAACGCACUGUCCAUCCUAGAGCGACUGGUUGAACCCGACAGUCGACGCACAGCCGAACUAAACUUCCUCAUAUGCGUCUGUCUAGAGACAGGAUGCCAGCCUAAGGAAGCUAUACCAUAUUGUCAAAAGGCUCUGUUAAUCUGCAAAGCUAGGACGGAGAGGCUCACUAAUGAGGUCAAGGGUCCAUCUAUUUCAGCAACUUCCUCAACUGUCUCUGAGAUAGAGGAGGGAAUCCAACAAUCAUCCAAUGUUCCAUACAUUGAUAAGUCUUCUUCAGACAAAGAAGCUGAGAUCCGAGUCUUAUCUGGUCUCGCGGAAGACCUAGAAAAGAAGCUUGAAGAGUUGAAACAACAGGCAGAGAACCCAAAGCAACGUCUUGCUGAGCUAAUGGGCAUGGCAUCAGCUAAGCCAAAUACCGGGGACAAGGUUGUUCCUGCUGUUGCUGGUGAAAUGAGCUCUUCUCGGAUGGGAACUGCAAACAACGGGAAAGACUUGGAGUCGCCUACAGUCUCCACUGCUCACACUGGUGCAGUAGGAGGAGCAGCAGGUUCUUCAUCAGGUGUUACUCAUUUGGGUGUCGUUGGAAGAGGAGUGAAACGUGUUUUAACGAAUGCAACCUCAGCAGAGUCAAGUCCAUCGAAGAAGCUAGCUCCUGAGUCUUCUAACAAAGCAGAUGGCAAUUCUUCUUGAAGGUGAAAAAGAUGUGGAAAUGUCUAUUACUAAGUUUUAAAACUGAGAUAUAUGUUUGGUGUACGCUACUCAUUGUCCUUCAAGACUAGAGAUUUUCAAGUUAUUGUAGUUGUGUCCGUGUUGAGACUUGGAAGCAUUUCUUGAUUGCUAAUUAUUCUAGUUAAUCAGUCUCUUACUU
Raphanus sativus (radish) is the source of this 1781-nucleotide messenger RNA. RefSeq names its product NASP-related protein sim3. The transcript has 6 exons. NCBI's taxonomy places the organism in Eukaryota, Viridiplantae, Streptophyta, Magnoliopsida, Brassicales, Brassicaceae. The record is from RefSeq and is a predicted model, not a curated record. The coding region runs from base 131 to 1603 and encodes 490 amino acids. Gene Ontology annotation, biological process: CENP-A containing chromatin assembly; DNA replication-dependent chromatin assembly. Gene Ontology annotation, cellular component: nucleoplasm. Gene Ontology annotation, molecular function: histone binding.